Molecule: messenger RNA, 1362 nt
Organism: Thalassophryne amazonica
Lineage: Eukaryota; Metazoa; Chordata; Actinopteri; Batrachoidiformes; Batrachoididae
Gene: stx18
Product: syntaxin 18
Exons: 11
Coding region: 41-1039 (332 amino acids)
Biological process (GO): retrograde vesicle-mediated transport, Golgi to endoplasmic reticulum; intracellular protein transport
Cellular component (GO): SNARE complex; membrane; endoplasmic reticulum
Molecular function (GO): SNAP receptor activity
Source: RefSeq, a predicted model, not a curated record
GAGGUCAGCGGCGGUGACGUGUCGUCUGUGUUUAUAGUUUAUGGUUUAUAGCAGCGCUGUAGCAGGGAUGGCUGUGGAUAUAACUUUGCUCUUCAAAGCCAGCGUUAAAACUGUAAAAACGCGAAACAAGGCGAUAGGAAUCGGGUUCGACUCCAUCAAAGACGAAAUAUUGAAGAGGAGCAGACCGAAGAAUGGCUUCAAUCCCAAGGCGAAGGAGGUGAUCACGAACAUCACCAAGCUCAAAGACUUUUUACUACAACACAGAAAAGAUUAUGUGAGUGCUGGAAGUCUCCUUUCGUCAGAUCUUUCCCGUAUGACAGACAGCGAGCGAGACCAGAUUGACCAAGAUGCUCAGAUCUUUAUGAGAACCUGCUCUGAAGCUAUCAAGCAGCUACGCAAUGAGGCAGAAAAGCAAGUGUCUUCAGUUCAGAUAAAGGAGCACAGGAGGGCAGUACUGGACCUGAUUGAAACGUAUCUGAAAGGUGUAUGUAAACUGUACUCUGAGCAAAGAGCAAUUAGAGUCAAGAGAAUGGUAGACAAAAAGAGACUGUCGAGAUUUAGUCCAGAACACCAGGGUAGGGUGGAAAAGAACACCCAGGUCGAGCCAACGGACGAAAAGUCGACCAAGGACGAUAGUUCUGAGAAGAGUGUGUCUGAGGUCAUGGACAACACUGUCAGUCUGUGGGAGGAGGGCCGUGUGGAGGAUGAGCUCUCUCCUGAGGAAAUUCAGAUGUUUGAGCAGGAGAACCAGAGACUAGUCAGUGAGAUGAACAGUCUGGUGGAUGAAGUUAGGCAAAUUGAGGGGAAGGUGGUGGAGAUUUCUAGACUCCAGGAGAUUUUUGCUGAGAAGGUCCUUCAGCAGGAAACUGAAAUAGACAAUAUUCACCAGCUGGUUGUUGGUACUACAGAGAAUGUCAAAGAAGGCAAUGAGGAUAUACGAGAGGCUAUUAAAAACAACGCUGGCUUCAGGGUUUGGAUUCUCUUUUUCCUGGUCAUGUGCUCUUUCUCGCUCCUCUUCCUGGACUGGUAUGAUGGCUAACAUGACCACCAGCAUGGAGUCUCUACUUUAUAAAGUGGCAUCUGUCUGGCACAUGUAUGUUAUCUCAUAAAGGAGUGUUUAAUACAGACAGACUGAACGGUUCACCAUGCUGGACCCGUUGCACGAAGUGGGGAAAAAAAUAUCAAAAGUCGUCUUCCUGAAGAGUCUGUGUUCCAGUGCACUUGCCAGUUUGUCAAGCUUCAUCCAGUGCUUUCAGGGCAUCGUUCAUCCUGAAGAAAGUUGUCUUAAUAAGGAGCUCUGAUCACUGUAACUGUAUGUGGAUAGACAGUCAGUCUGUCUCUAAAGUGACUGAUAACAGCUGG